AUGUAUUUGAGAAAAACACUUUCUAAUUUUACAAAAAAAUAUAAUGUUUUAUAUUUAAACUUUAUACAACAGCAACAAAAUAUACAUUCAUAUUAUGUAGAUAAAAAUUAUAUCCCUUCGUUAAUUUUAACAAACAAAUCACAGUAUUCAAACGUAUCACAGCGUUCAAGCGAUAGUCCAUUAAAAUGUUGGAACUGUAAUUUUGUAUAUAAAUCUGAUUUGUUUUGUUCUAAAUGCAAAGUUCUACAAGAACCACCUGAAAAUUUAACUUAUUUUGAUAUAAUAGGCAUUGCGAAAAGUUACGAUAUUAAUAUAUCGGAAAUUCAAAAAAAAUACAAAGAGCUUCAAAAAGUGUUGCACCCUGAUAAAUUUAGUACUAAAUCUGAGAAAGAAAAGCAACUUUCUGAAACCUUAUCAACAUUAGUGAAUGAAGCUUAUAGCACGUUAUUACAUCCUUUAAAAAGAGGAUUAUAUAUGCUAAAGUUAAAUGACAUAAUGAUAUCAGAAGGAACAAAUAAUGUGGAUAAAGAAUUUUUAUUUGAAAUUAUGGAAAAAAACGAAGAAGUGGAAGAUGCUGCAAAUAACGAAGAAAAAAUAAAAAAACUAAUACAGGAGAAUGAGAGUAUUUUAAAUGGUUUGACAAUGGAAAUAACAGAUGCAUUUAAGCAAGAAAAUAUCAAAAAAGCAGAAUCCCUUCUUAUACGUAUGAAGUAUUAUGAUAGUAUAAGUAACAAAUUAAAAAAAUUGAGAUAUGAUUUAGGUAUCAUAGAGUAAAACAUAAUU
Messenger RNA from Eufriesea mexicana, 783 nucleotides. It is a transcript of the gene Hsc20, whose product is annotated as iron-sulfur cluster co-chaperone protein HscB-like protein, mitochondrial. The record is from RefSeq and is a predicted model, not a curated record. Gene Ontology annotation, molecular function: ATPase activator activity; protein-folding chaperone binding. Lineage: Eukaryota; Metazoa; Arthropoda; Insecta; Hymenoptera; Apidae. The transcript has 3 exons. Gene Ontology annotation, cellular component: mitochondrion. The coding region runs from base 1 to 774 and encodes 257 amino acids. Gene Ontology annotation, biological process: [2Fe-2S] cluster assembly; protein complex oligomerization.